AUGGGAAUAACAAUCAGACAGGCCACCAUCAACGACAUCCAGGCGAUGCAAAAUGCGAACUUGCACAACUUGCCAGAGAACUACCAGUUGAAGUAUUACAUGUACCAUAUCUUAUCGUGGCCGCAGGCUAGUUUUGUGGCGACGACGUACGAAGAUAUUGUAGAGAGUAACGACACUGAAGCUGGCGAAGAGUUUGGUGGAGAAAAGGAGGAUCCUAAGGGAGACUCUGCCUACAUAAACCGAGGAGAAAAGAUUGUAGGAUAUGUGUUGGGAAAGAUGGAAGAUGAUCCCGAGGCAGAGGACAAAACCCCACAUGGCCAUAUCACAUCGUUGUCUGUGAUGAGAACUUACCGUAGAAUGGGUAUAGCAGAGAAGUUGAUGCGCCAGUCGUUGUAUGCCAUGUGCGAAUCUUUUGAUGCCCAGUAUGUUUCUUUGCAUGUUAGAAAAUCCAAUCGAGCUGCAUUGCAUUUGUAUAGAGAUUCACUCAAUUUCGAAGUGACAUCUAUCGAAAAGUCGUACUACCAAGAUGGAGAAGACGCUUAUGCCAUGAGAUUGACGUUGGAGUUAGAUGAGUUGCUUCCUUCGUUGGCCCAGAAGGGGGAACGGGAUGAUUUGUCUAAGGAUUUGUUGGAGAGUUUGUAG
Messenger RNA from Scheffersomyces stipitis CBS 6054, 642 nucleotides. RefSeq names its product peptide alpha-N-acetyltransferase complex A subunit (gene ARD1). Gene Ontology annotation, cellular component: NatA complex. The record is from RefSeq and is a predicted model, not a curated record. Lineage: Eukaryota; Fungi; Ascomycota; Pichiomycetes; Serinales; Debaryomycetaceae. Gene Ontology annotation, molecular function: protein-N-terminal-glutamate acetyltransferase activity; protein N-terminal-serine acetyltransferase activity. The transcript has a single exon. Bases 1 to 642 code for a protein of 213 amino acids. Gene Ontology annotation, biological process: N-terminal peptidyl-glutamic acid acetylation.